Messenger RNA from Strongylocentrotus purpuratus (purple sea urchin), 2269 nucleotides. RefSeq names its product CDK2-associated and cullin domain-containing protein 1 (gene cacul1). The record is from RefSeq and is a predicted model, not a curated record. The transcript is spliced from 9 exons. Bases 197 to 958 code for a protein of 253 amino acids. Gene Ontology annotation, molecular function: ubiquitin protein ligase binding. Gene Ontology annotation, biological process: ubiquitin-dependent protein catabolic process. Lineage: Eukaryota; Metazoa; Echinodermata; Echinoidea; Camarodonta; Strongylocentrotidae.
AAGGUGAAUUUUCUUUUUCUUUUCUUCACAUCGAGGAUACCAUAUCAGGAUUCAGACAAUGGCGCACAUAAAUGCCAAAAUUGCUUCAAGAAUGUAAACACUAACAUUCUUUACACCAUUUCUGGAUUUCGUGAGCAAGACUGUAGUUGACAGACAGGUUAAUGAUAGCAGAUGGUGGCUUGAAUAAUUCUACGUUAUGGGGGAUACCAAACGAAGUGACUACUCGCCGUUAUUGACGCCUUUGGGCUCUGGAUUCAUGACAGAAGAGGACUAUAGAGUGCAAUACUGGCCACAGCUAGAGGGCGCUGUGCAGAUGCUUCUUACGCAGGAGCCUGGGGUCUAUAUGAAAAUAUCAUAUGAGCAAAUGUACAGUUGCGUAUACAAGUGUGUUUGUCAGCAGUUCGCUGAGAGAAUGUACUCUGACUUAUGUAAUACCAUCACAUUACAUCUUCAGCAUAGGGCAGUGCAAUUACAGAACUCUUCUGAGUGUCAAGUACUGGAGCAGUUUCAUCACAUAGUAAAGCAGUAUACUCAGGCAUUGGGUGGCAUUGUACCCAUAUUUAAUUACAUGAAUCGUUUCUACAUAGUACCUCGCAUCAAAAGUGAGCUUAGGGUUGAAUUAAGCAAGCUCUUCAUACAGUACAUAGUGGACAUACACAUAGCUAGAGUACUAGCCUUGCUGGAAGAGGCCCAAACCAAACCUUUUGCAGUGCACCCUAAAGUAGCCUCUGAAAUCACCAACAGUCUCUACUCAUUUAGUCAAGAUUAUGCUCAGCUGAAUCCUGCACUAUUUGCCAAGUACAUCCCUAACAUCCUACCUCCGACAAGGUUAGAAGAUAUCCCCGUCUAUAUCCAAGAAACUCAAAGACUACAACAAGAACUCACUGGGUGUCAAGAAUUUAACAGACUAGGUCACAUACGGAAACGAACCAAUGAAGAUGAGCUGAUAAACAGAUGACAGUACUAGAUGCAUCCAUCUUAACUUAUCAAAUUAUAUCAGCUUCUGUGAGGCUCUACAAUGUCUGUGUGAAAUUUAGUUUUUACGUUUGCAAGUCUGAUGAAAUCUGGGGUUUGGAAUAAGCUCUCACUAUCCUGUUCAACUUGCCUCCUACUCGAUGUCCAUGUCUAUGCUAGAGAAGUUUACAAGGAUGACUUGUGUUGCAAUAAUGUUAUAGGAAUUUACAGUAGCUUUGUAUUAGAGGUUUACACAUAUAUUUUGUAUUUGUUCUAAUCUAAUGAGAAAUUACUAAACAAUUCAAUCACUGAAGGUCACCUGUGAUAUACAAAUUCACUAGCAGUAAAGGCUUCAUGCUUUGUCAGACUGUUGUGCGUGCUCACUGUGCUUGAAGGUCGCUGGCAUAAUAUCAACUUCUCACCAUACCUGGUGCUGUUACUUUACAGUGGUCUGGUAGAAAGGAUUCUUUUGUCCAAGAUCUGCGUAAACGGCCCAGGUCUCUUUUAUUUGUUCAAUUUUACCACUGGUUUUGCUAUUGCUAUUCCUUCUGGGUUUUUUUUGCACUCGCUGGUUUUUGUUUGUGCUACAUAUAAUCAUUUUUGGCCUUUGUGAUGCAAUCAUACAUAGCCCUAUUAUUUUGGAAGAAUCAUAAAGCUUCAUUGUGUUAUUUAUUUAUUUAUUAGACAUGUCAACAAGUAAGUUGCACUUUUUUAUUAAAUCAUUCCCUGUACAUCUGUUAAAUUUAUACAAAUAGAAUUCAUGGCUUUAAUUUUUGUGCAUUUACCUAGGUUAUUCAUUUUGUGUGUGUUUUUAAUUCUGGUCCCCCCCCCCCCCUCCCCUUGCAUCGUAAACAGUUUCAAUUACAUAUUGCAUCAUAAUGGUUAAUUAUGACCUGGUGAGUCAGCACAAGUGAACUUAUUGCCUGCCCUCUGGGCCCUCUUGUAUAGAAAGUUGUUUGUAAAUGCAACUAUAAACAAAUCAGCACAUGUUCCAAAUGUGUGAUCCUGAAUGGUUGGAAAUCAAGUUGUAAUUAGUUGUGAUGAAUUCUUACACUGUACUAUUAGGAGUUACUUAUCCUACGAGAAGAUAGACAUGUAUUUGAAUAUGUUGUUUUAUUAGGAGUUACUUAUCCUACGAGAAGAUAGACAUGUAUUUGAAUAUGUUGUGUACCGUAAUUUAUUGUGUGAAUAUUAUUUUCUGUGUGAGGAUUUUAGUGCUUUGUUUGUGUUAAACUCAGGAUUCUUAAAGUUUUGUUUUCUUUUUCUCUGUGUGAAUUGUAUAUUAAGAAUAUGGAUCAGUAUUAAUUCAAAAGAA